AUGAAAGUUCAACAAGUAAAACAUCUAUCUAUUUUGGUCCUGCUCAUAUCUAUCUAUCUAUCUAUCUAUCUAUCUAUCUAUCUAUCUAUCUUAGCUCUUUCCAUGAAAGUUCAACAAGUAAAACAUCUAUCUAUUUUGGUCUUGCUCAUAUCUAUCUAUCUAUCUAUCUAUCUUAGCUCUGUUCAUAUAUAUCUAUCUUGGUUCUUUUCAUGUCGAUAUAUCUAUAUUUAUUCUAUCUAUCUUAUCUCUGUUCAUAUAUAUCUAUCUUGGUUCUGUUCAUAUCUAUAUAUCUAUAUUAAUUCUCUUCAUAUCUAUCUAUCUAUCUAUCUAUCUACCUUAGUCUUGUCACAUUAUCUCUGUUCAUAUCUAUCUAUUUAUCUUAGUUCCAUGAAAGUUCAACACGUAAAUCAUCUAUCUAUCUAUCUAUCUAUCUAUCUAUCUAUCUAUGUUACUUCUGUUUAUAUCUACUUAUCUUAA
Acanthosepion pharaonis is the source of this 477-nucleotide messenger RNA. NCBI's taxonomy places the organism in Eukaryota, Metazoa, Mollusca, Cephalopoda, Sepiida, Sepiidae. The record is from the annotation of a GenBank genome assembly.